CAUAUUACUAUUAGACCACCACCCUUCCCGCUCGCACGAGGUGGGCGUUCACAAAAGACACCAAAUUUUUCCUUUUUGAGUUAUCCCACUGUAAGAGUCUCCCGACACUGAGGUUCCCAAUGGUGUCGAUUCUGCCUUUUGUUGAAUCAUGACCCAUCGUCCCUCUCGCACUUCUUCAGUCUCACGCCGGAAUAGAUCUCGAACUCAAACACAUCCUCAAAUCGCCGUUCAGCCUACAAUACAAACUCGUGUGAAGCGAGUAUCUCGCUUUCGUCCACCACGCGGCGUUUCCCAACAACAGCAGCGCGAGGAUUUAACCUGGCCAUUUCCCGAAGAGUCCACUGAGGCCUUUACACAACAUCGACAGCCAAAAGCAGACUCGGGUCUUAGCACUAUCGUCGAGGACCCUUCAGCCAUUGUGCAAAGGCCUUUAGACUCCCAAUCCUUUGAACUGGUACCUCACAAUACAGCUCAAACACAUAACGAGGACCCAGCUUCUCAGCCUGUUGGUUCUACCCCAACCCCGACUCACUUUGGUCUCCGUGCGAAUUCGGAGCCAAGUCCCUAUCUUACUCUUCAGGCCCCAUCCUCGACCGAAGACCAGUUUAACUGGACACACUCCCCCGGGCCUAGGUUCGAGGUUGAGGCUUCACAACCAACAGCCGACUUUCCACAAAAUAUGAGCACACUUGGAUACAUGAGUGGCGUUGCGCACCACUUCGCCCCAUUGGAGCCGGCUUACGGCUCGCACUUGGACUCCUCCCGUAAGCCUGAGCCGCUCGUAUAAAGCUACCGUUGUUGUACCCAACUGACCCCACCCACAGCCUUCAUGAUGAAUAACCACCACCACUCUAGCAAUCAACCUGUGCUACCUACUCCUUCGUCUGGUCCUUCACCUGGUUACCUUCCAUCCUUCCCGAGUCCUGGCAUGUUGACAAGUCCGCAAAGCCUCGACCGUCGGGCUUCAGGCGGUCGCGAAGUGCUCGCACCUUAUCAACGAAGCCCGUACCAACCUCAUCACAGUUCGAGUCUACGAACGAGUCCUCCCUUGAAAUCAGAGAACCCUAACAUCAACCCGUCGUCAAUGCCUAGCUACUCACAAGUGCACCCUCUUCCUUCGCAACCAGUGAGCCAGCUCAGCUACUCCACCUACCCGCCGUAAGUC
This is a messenger RNA of Pseudovirgaria hyperparasitica, 1165 nucleotides long. RefSeq lists its product as uncharacterized. Bases 149 to 787 code for a protein of 212 amino acids. Lineage: Eukaryota; Fungi; Ascomycota; Dothideomycetes; Acrospermales; Acrospermaceae. The transcript is spliced from 2 exons. The record is from RefSeq and is a predicted model, not a curated record.